AUGAAUACGUCCCCCGUGCGCAGCGAGGAUUCUGAGGUCGCUCCUGCUUUGAGGGUUCGGACGAACCCGACCCAAGGAUUCGACGGUGUGAUGAAGCGCCUUAAUCAGGCGCUGCUGGUCUUUUUCUCGCAUGCGGCGUGUCCAGACCACUGUCUCGCCGCGCUCAAUGGCGCCUCUCAGGCCCAGUCUGAGGCCGAGGUAGUUGUCUGGGUAAAUGAGGACGGAGACCUGAUUAGCACCGAAACGACCCGCGUUGCUGCGACAGCCGCACCACAAGAGACUGUCCCUGCUACCAUUUCUCGACCUUCGAUCCCGGCACCGGAGCCCGAUACCACCCAUAGUGUUCGCGCUGCGCCACCGACAGCACCCAAGGAUGAAACGACGCUGGCAGACCGGCCAGUUCCAACCGAUAAAAUGCACAAGAUGCCUCGGCCUCCCGCUCAACACCCUCACCCCAAUCAUCCCGAACACCAGCACCGCCAAUUCGGAAUCUCCUACUCCCCAUAUAACGCAGAUAGAAGCUGCAAGUCCGAGGAGGAAGUAAAUAAAGAACUGGACAAACUAUCCGAAUACUCCUAUGUCCGCAUCUAUGGUACGGACUGUAACCAGACUACUACCGUCGCCAGAGCAGCACGGCAACACCACAUGCAGGUUUUCGCCGGAAUCUACGAUCUAACAGACUUUCCUGCAAGCCUCAAGGCAUUCACCGACGCGGCUACUUUACCCGAUGGAAAGAAAGAUUGGACUGUGUUUCACACUGUAGCCAUUGGCAAUGAACUCGUCAAUGGCGGCAUGGCUGCGCCUGCUGAUGUGUCUAACGCUGUCAACCAGGCUCGCAUUAUUCUUCGCAAGCAGGGAUAUAAAGGGCCUGUGGUGACAGUUGAUACCUUCUCUGUGCUCCUCAAACACCCAGAAUUAUGCAUUGCAUCAGACUACUGUGCCGCAAACUGCCAUGCCUUUUUCGACGCUACCCAGCAACCACACAACGCCGGACCGUACGCCCUCGAACAGGCACACGCUGUCUCCGAUGCAGCUGGUGGUAAGCGUACAAUCAUCACAGAGUCCGGAUGGCCACAUGCUGGACAGUCCAAUGGCGCGGCAGUACCGUCACCAGAGAAUCAACGAGUUGCGGUUGAGAGCAUUCGCCGCAGUUUUGCGCAUCGGGGGGACGAUCUUGUGCUCUUCACUGCUUUUGAUGAUCUUUGGAAGCAGGACAACCAGUAUACAUUCGAUGCCGAGCGGUUCUGGGGCAUUUAUCAGCGGUAG
Molecule: messenger RNA, 1266 nt
Organism: Penicillium canariense
Lineage: Eukaryota; Fungi; Ascomycota; Eurotiomycetes; Eurotiales; Aspergillaceae
Gene: scw4
Product: putative cell wall glucanase (Scw4)
Exons: 4
Coding region: 1-1266 (421 amino acids)
Biological process (GO): cell wall organization
Cellular component (GO): extracellular region; cell surface; fungal-type cell wall
Molecular function (GO): glucan endo-1,3-beta-D-glucosidase activity; 1,3-beta-glucanosyltransferase activity
Source: RefSeq, a predicted model, not a curated record